AUGGCUUCUUCCUACAGCAUCUCAUCCUCCCUCAAUCGAUCAAGCAAGAAAUCCACAGUGAAUGAUCCAAAAACUUGUGAUUGUGGGUUCCCUGCACGUAUUCUAACAUCAACAACACCAAAGAAUCCAGGGAGGCAUUUCAUGGUGUGCAAUGAGGGUAAAUGCAAAUAUUGGAAAUGGUUGGAUGUAGAACUUGUACAGAUGCCUCUAAUGGAAGUGGUGGAGGGAAUGAAAGCUGAAUUAGUAGCAUUGAAGACCGAAGUAGAGAAGGUGAAGGAAGACAUGGAACAGAUGAAGAAGGAAAAGUACUCUGAUGCCAUUGCAAUGAAGGAGAAAAUAUAUAAGUUUACCAUUGGAUUUCUUUUUCUGAUCAUCGUGUAUAUGAUGAAAUGAAGUCACAUGAUGUAUUGAAAGAUGUUGUUUGAAUAGAAUAGAGUUGUUGUCUUAACUUCUUGUUGGAAUGGAAUGAAGUAACAUUGAUUGUAAUG
Messenger RNA from Lactuca sativa (garden lettuce), 488 nucleotides. Lineage: Eukaryota; Viridiplantae; Streptophyta; Magnoliopsida; Asterales; Asteraceae. The record is from RefSeq and is a predicted model, not a curated record.